Molecule: messenger RNA, 4527 nt
Organism: Epinephelus fuscoguttatus (brown-marbled grouper)
Lineage: Eukaryota; Metazoa; Chordata; Actinopteri; Perciformes; Serranidae
Product: phosphatidylinositol transfer protein beta isoform-like
Exons: 12
Coding region: 66-881 (271 amino acids)
Biological process (GO): phospholipid transport
Cellular component (GO): cytoplasm
Molecular function (GO): phosphatidylcholine binding; phosphatidylcholine intramembrane carrier activity; phosphatidylinositol transfer activity
Source: RefSeq, a predicted model, not a curated record
CAUGACGUCAGCAGCAAUCAGCGGUCGCUGAGCAGUAACGGUAGUAUCGAGAGAAACAAGCUACGAUGGUCCUCAUCAAGGAGUACCGUGUGGUUUUACCCUGUAGUGUUGAGGAGUAUCAAGUGGGACAGCUGUUCUCAGUGGCCGAAGCAAGUAAAAAUGAGACGGGUGGUGGCGAGGGCAUUGAGGUACUCAAGAAUGAGCCCUAUGAAAAUAAAGGCGAGAAAGGACAAUAUACACACAAAAUCUAUCACCUAAAGAGUAAAGUCCCAGCAUUUGUCAAGAUGAUAGCCCCUGAAGGCUCUCUGGUUUUCCAUGAAAAAGCCUGGAAUGCCUACCCCUACUGCAGAACCAUUGUGACGAAUGAGUAUAUGAAAGAUGAUUUCUGCAUUAAGAUUGAGACAUGGCACAAACCAGACCUUGGAACUCAAGAAAAUGUGCACAAACUAGACAAUUCCACAUGGCAGAGUGUAGCUGUUGUGCCCAUUGACAUUGCAGACAGCAGUCAAGUGUCCAAUACUGACUACAAGCUGGAUGAGGACCCUGCCAAGUUCAAGUCAGCUAAGACCGGCAGAGGACCCCUUGGGCCCACCUGGAAGAAAGAGCUGGCUGCUAAGACUGAUUGCCCAAAGAUGUGUGCCUACAAACUGGUCACAGUCAAGUUCAAGUGGUGGGGCCUGCAGAACAAAGUGGAGGGCUUCAUCCAUGAGCAAGAGAAGAGGAUCUUCACCAACUUCCACCGGCAGCUCUUCUGUUGGAUUGAUAAGUGGGUGGAGCUGAAUAUGGAUGAUAUCCGACGGAUGGAGGCAGAGACGCAGAAGGAGCUGGAAGAGAUGCGUAAGAAGGGCUCUGUGCGAGGUACAAAGGCUGCUGACGAGUAGCCAGGCCAGGUGUAGGUCUGAGUGUUGCUGUCUUCGUAGAAAGGGAGGAGUACGAGGAACCAGUGCUGCAGACGAAUGAAAAGGAUUUUAAACGCCCACGAUGACAGCAGCGAUGGAGACUGCUAAGAGGGCUCCUUUGGUGCCACUUUUUAACCAGAACUGAUUCAGGCUGUUGGGGGGGGGGGGGGCUCUGCUACCUGCAAUCAAUAGAGCAGAUCCCUGACUUGCACCCAAUCAUAGACAUUCUAUACACUGAGGAAUUGAUUUCUAGAAACCAACACGAUCCUAGCUGAUAAGACUCUGGUUAAUUUUGAUCUCCUGGACAGAGAAAGGCCAGCUAUCAGCAUCAUGUUAUUGACAAGAACCUAGUCUUCUGGAGAGAUAUGGAGAGGUGCUACUUUGCAGUAGAGAUCCAUUUACAAAAAAGCAAAUUCAUUGGCUCGAUUCCACAGUGGCAGGUGUUGGACCAAAUAUUUCCUUCUGUCCUACUUUGAUUUUCCUUUUUCCUCCAAAACAUUCCUCUCAAGAUGAUGCCCUGUCUGACCCGUCUUUGUCUCCUCCCCGGUCUUAACUGUACACACUGUGGCUCAGUGGUUUGCAUUCCCCAGCAUGAGUCUGUCUGUUUGUCAUACUCAUGUUCCUUCCUGCCACAGCCUCCAUUAAGAGAUUACUAACACCUUUGGCGUCUUGGCCCAUUGUAAUCCUUCCCCCCAUCACCCCACCUUACCAAAAGCACUGCAUCUUAUUAACACUGACAAUCAUGCCUGUACAGGUAUUCACUCUCCCUCUCAUACGGAUUUAAUAGAAACCCACAUGCACAUGCAUAUGACACAUAUACAUGGCGCACAUGAGGAUAAACAUGUGAGUUUGUUUCUCACACAUACGCACACACUCACAGGUGUGGAUGCCUUUGCAGUGACUGAUCUCUUAAAAGCUCAAGCUGGGCAGAUCCAUGCAAGCUUGUUCAGCUAAAACAGCUAAAAGGAUGUUACUUUGGAAGUGUUUACAGCACCCACUGAUCCCCCCCCAACUCCCUAUUCUGAAGAUAUUCACACAUAACAUACAACACGGCAUUCACCUCCCUAACAGAUGUCCCCAGAGAAAAAACUGCACUGAAAAACAGCCACAGAUGGUGCUACACCCCUCCAGCCUCUGUCACAAGACAAACUGCAGCGCACUGCUCGCCCCACCUCAUCCAGCCCACCCCCAGAGGCCUGUCUCACUCAUCUGGUUCUCUGAGGUAGAUGGCUUCCAAAAAGGCCUCUUCCCUCCUGCUUCAUUCUAGGUGUGUUUACAGAUCCACAACAGCCUAACCAGUGCCCAGUUGACACCAGCACCACACACUGCUUGCCUUAAUCUCCAGACCUUUGUACCUAUCGGACCUAUUAUACCUAUUGUACCUCCGCUGCCAGCUAUUGCUCUAGCUACCUCCCUUGUUUCUGACCGGCAAUUUUCCUAACACCUAAAGGUUAGCACCAGGUAUUAGCCUGCUUUUUGUUAGGAGUAAAUCUUGGCGGACAGAGCUUCAUGAGCAAAGGUGUUUGUAAUGACUCUUUAUUUUCUUCUAGGUGUAGAAUUGCAUGUGACUCCCUUUUAUGUUUCCUGAUACAUGUCGCAGCGCCUCAGCAAGUGCAAUUCCUUCAGCAAGCAAAAAUGUGUAAGUUGCAGCCGAAACAGCCUGUACACUGCUGUUGGUGCAAAGGGCUGCAGAUUUCCAUCUUUGCCUCAGAUCAGCUAUGUGAUGGAUACGCCAUAUUAAUAACUCUUCAACUCCGCAGUGCACUUUCUCCCCUUAGGCUUCAGAAUCAUGUGGCACUGGCCAACAGUGUUGAUUAUCACUAGUGUUACAAACAUAUAUAAAACAAGUGUUCUCAUUUCAUCCUUGUUUUUUUUUUGUGUUUUUUUUGUGAUGUGUCAAUGUCUUAAAGGGACAGGUCACCUCAAAAUGAAAGAUGAAUGUUCUGCCUCUUAUCUUUAGUGCUGUUUAUAAAGCUAGAUUGUUCUGGUGUGAAUUGGCAAGUGUUGGAGAUAUCGACUGUAGAGAUGUCUGCCUUCUUUCUAAUAUCAUGGAACUAAAGGACACUUGGCUUGUGGUGCUCAAAGCACCAAAACACUACAUUAAAAAAAACUCAACAGCAAUGUCUCGUUCCAGAAUUCAUGACCCGCUUACUCAAGAUAAACCAUGGACUUUUGUUGUGUGCAAGCUAAUGUAGGAACUAUUUUCUCUCUACCAAACUACACCAGCCAGCUGUAUCACCAUGCCAAAGGAAGCAUGUAUCUACUCAUGGACAAGAGGCUUGUGCUUGUAACUGCACGAGAUGUAAAUAUUUAUGCCGUCCUCUUCAGCUGAGCUGUAAUGUUAGCUAGCUCAAUGGUGUCAGGUGAGGUAGCAGUACAUACACGCUUCCUCCUGUGCUGUGAUUUGGAUGACAGGUGUAUUUUGGUAGAAAUAAAAAAGAUCCUACAUUAAACUGCUCACAACAAGGUCUGUGGAUUGAGUACCCCAUGAUUUCUGGUAAGAGACAUUGCUGUUGAGUUUUCUUCAUGUAUUUUUGGGGCUUUAAGCACCACUAGCCAAGCGCUAUCUAGUUCCAUUAUAUUCCAGAGAAGGAAGACAUCUCUAUGGCCGAUGGCUCUAACACUCAGCAACUCACACCAAAACAAUCUAGACAUAUUAAUAGCACUACAGAUAAGAGAAAAACUAUGUACUUUUGAUUUGGGGGUGAACUGUCCCUUUAAAUUGUGCUACAGGACUUGUGGGGUUUGUUUUUAGAGAUCUAUUUUCCAGAUUUUCCUUUCAAGACCGAUGUAAUGAAAUAAUGUGGGUUCAAAGAUCCUAAUGUUUUUAUUGUCUGUAUUGUAUGAGGGAAUGUGAUCCACUUCCUCAGUAAUGGGUUAUUGGCUUGUCCAAAGAGUGCGAAUGGAUUUCCGAUAUGUUUACAUGAAUUCAGCAAUCGUAGGCUGGUAAUAUAGGAAACUUGGGAAGCAAUUGUCUGAGGCAACAUUCUUACUUUACAACAAAAUCUUCUCAGGUGAACAAUACGACAGGAGGAUCUUUUUUGAUAUUGUUGCUCAUCAGUUACCCCAAACAAUUGACUUCCUUUUGCCAUACCAUAUCCUUAUCUGUGGGAAAUAUGGUUAAACAGUGUCAACACGAUAAGAUGUGGUUGUAAUAUAGCCUGUUUCGUUUUUAUCACAGUAUAUAAGACAACCAGUCAGCCUUUGUUACUGUAUUGGAACUGUAUGCAUAUGUCUCAAAGAGCGAAAAGUCUGAAACAGUGGGUCUUGAGUGUAAUCAAUGUUUCCAGGUCUAUCUUAAUGAUUCCUUCUGUCUGCUGAAUAGAGAAGCCAUUGACUAAAAAGAACAACCUAAAUCAAUUGUUUACCAUCUGUCAAGACAAUGAUAUGGAGGGGAGAGGAAGUACUCACAAAGCAACUGUACAGUCUUAACCUAAUUUAUGAAAUCCGCAACUGUUCAAUUUCCGAACUUGCUCGCUUUUUAAAUGUUUCUGAUCAGCUUUUGAAAUUCAGGGGACAUGGUAGUGAAUGUAUGAUAUUUUGUGCCUUUUCUUUCCGAGAUGUUGUCGUGUGCCAUUAAGUCUACAUAUUGUAUCUAAGUAUCAAAUAAAUUUCGUCUGAAAAAUAA